UUGAGUGAAAAGAAAGGGAUGCAGACUAUGCACAUGUGUCUUGUUUUAUCUUCACCUAUUUUUUAUAUUGCAAAUUGAUGUCAAUAUUCCUGCUGAGUUGCGGGGCCUCUUUUUAAUUUUUUUGUAGGGGUGUAUUUUUGAUGGACAAAAUGCUAAAUGGUCCUUGUCUGGCAUACAAGGAGCUCUUGUGUGAAACCACUAACGUGAAGAUGGCAUUUUAGAAGGCUUGUCAGCUUAAUCGUCUUGACAGGUUUGUGUGGUGUGAAGACAUUCCGUUCAGGCAUGACAAAGCUACAGAAGAAAGUAAUAUUUUGCCUGGCUGGCACAUUAAGCUUUGCUUGUGCGAUCGGAAUCGCUGCCGCUCUUGGAACCCAGCUCUGGCUAAGAGGUACAAUUCUCUGCAAGACAGGAGCCGUGUUAGUUAAUGCUACUGGGGAUGAGCUGAAGAAAUUCAUCGGGGAAAUCCAGUAUGGUCUUUUUUACGGACAGAGAAUCAAGCAGUGCGGCCUCGGAGGGCGACCCACCGCGUUUUCAUUUUUUCCAGAUUUGCUGAAUGCAAUACCUGCCAGCAUGCAUGUUAGCGUUAUUACAUUCUCCAUAACACUGCUAGUCUUCGCGUUGGUGGGUACAGCCUUCUUCAUGUUCAAUGCCUUCGGUAACCCAUACCAAACAUUUCAUGGACCUGUAGGACUGUACUUCUGGAGCUUCAUCUCGUGUUCCUGCGGCAGCCUUGUUUUAAUCCUCUUCUCAUCAGAAGUUAAAAUACACAAUCUAACAGAGAAAAUUGCUAAUUAUAAAGAAGUUGGAUUUAUAUUUAAAACAGAGAGUGAACAAUUUGAGAAUUCCUUCUGGAUCAUAUUGGUUUGUAUCCUUGUGCACAGUUUCAAUAUUUGCUUGAUUCGAUUAGCCGGCUUUGAUUUUCCUUUUACGAAAACUAAAGACCUUGAUACAAGUUCAGGUGCUAUUGACCUGAUGUACUAAGAGCACACACAUAUCACCUGGAAAAAAACAGUGACAGUAGGCUUUCUAUUUGUGUGAACUGGCAUACUGAAGUACUCCUUUACUACACAUAGCUAGGAUUGUAUUCAGUACCACCAAGAAUGAUGGCUCUCAAUCAGUUGUUUAGAUUAUAUGGAAUGAUUCAACAAUGGGUAUUUUGCACCAAAC
Messenger RNA from Pelobates fuscus (common spadefoot toad), 1167 nucleotides. RefSeq names its product clarin 1 (gene CLRN1). The transcript has 3 exons. NCBI's taxonomy places the organism in Eukaryota, Metazoa, Chordata, Amphibia, Anura, Pelobatidae. The record is from RefSeq and is a predicted model, not a curated record. Bases 283 to 981 code for a protein of 232 amino acids. Gene Ontology annotation, biological process: equilibrioception; sensory perception of sound.